Messenger RNA from Prorocentrum cordatum, 737 nucleotides. The record is from the annotation of a GenBank genome assembly. Lineage: Eukaryota; Dinophyceae; Prorocentrales; Prorocentraceae.
GCGCGGCGGCUGCUGCUGUGGACGUCCUGGAGGCAGGCCGCCAACGCCUCGCCGCCAGCAAGGCGGCUGCGAGCGGCAAGGGCCGAGCCGCCAAGGGAGGCCGCAGCUUUCCCAGCGGAGGCACUGGCAAGGAGGCGGCUAGCCCCGCAGGCCAAGGCGCGGCGCGGCCACGCAUCCAGCGGGUUUUGAGCAGGGAGUACUCGUUCGGGGAGCACGGGCUCAAGGAUGCGGGACCAGCUAGCUGCGAGGGCCUCGAGAGCCUCGACGCCGUGCUGCGGGCCCUGCGCACGUGCACGGGCCGCCACCGGCUGGAGGACCCCAUGGCGGACGACGAGGUGAGGGGCGACUUGCACUGGCACCAGCAUUGCGUCCCUUUCGUUGCCCGCUUCCUUUCUCACCAGAGCUUCCUAGCACUGGUCUGGGAGCGCGCGCGGCGAGAUGGGCACGACAAUCCUGGAGCGGCGCGAGUCGAUAUGGCCAUCGAUAUCUGUCUCGCUGCUCUUCGACGCCGCCGCGCUGCUCGAGCACGGUACCGUGCCUGGCUGGCCCGCAUGCGCAUCGACGACCCUGAGGUGUGGCCCCAUGGGUUGCUCGAGCACCUCCACGCGCUGCACCAGGAGACGGAAGCGUUCGACAACGGCAACGGCAUCCAUUGGCUCCUCAGUGCCGUCGGCUUUCACGACCUCGGCACCUACGGCAUCCACCUGCCUGCCCACCUGCCGCCUGCAGGAUGGGAG